Messenger RNA from Dreissena polymorpha, 2708 nucleotides. RefSeq lists its product as uncharacterized. Bases 432 to 1679 code for a protein of 415 amino acids. The transcript is spliced from 11 exons. The record is from RefSeq and is a predicted model, not a curated record. NCBI's taxonomy places the organism in Eukaryota, Metazoa, Mollusca, Bivalvia, Myida, Dreissenidae.
GAAAAGUUAUUCAUAAUGUGGUAUUCUCAUAGAUGUUGGUGUGUUUAAUAGUAUUGCUAUCGAAACAAAACAGCAAACACGAGUGAAAAUAAGUUAUGGCUUAUUUAUGUGUCUAAUGAGAAAAUUGUACCAAACAUGGAUUUUAUGCCUGCGCACGAAGAUUUAUUUGGAACUGAACGUUAUAUUGCGCAACAGACAUAUUGAUUAAGUUUAACAACAAAUUAUUGCGCGUUGAAAAUUGUCGCGUUACAAUAACAGCAACAGGUGAUUUGCAGAAUGUUCAAAAAAGUUUUUGUAUUGCAUACUAUUUAAAUAAUUGCUGAUCAAUUAUUUAAUCAAUCAAUCAUUGAAGAAAUAUACCUCUCAUUCAGUGUGAUAUAAUUACUGGAAGUGAACAACAUUUCAUCAUUCUUCCGGGAUCUUAACACAACAUGGAAGAGUCGUAUUUUUCAAGUAGCCAUCUGACGUUCAGGCCAAACAUGGAACACUGCUUAUAUGGUGUUACAUGGACAUUCAACCAACAAACACAGUGUAUCGACACUCCGUUACAUAUACUAACACUGUGUCUCGGUAUCUUAGCAGCAUUGUUGUCUUCCGGUUCGUAUUUAAGAUUGUUGUGUAUGCACCGGAAGAAGAACGCUUUAGCCGGAAGUAAUGCGCUGUGUAUGUUCGUCGUGCUGCACGUGCUUGCCGAAUCUGUGUCCUUGAUAGGGGCCAUUUUUACCUACCAGCUGCCAACGCAGAUUGUGUACUCAAUUUGCAUGACAAGUGCGGCCGUACUGUCCAUUAUAUGUGUCAUCAGGACAUGCAUACGUGACAAACCCAAAGACGGAUACGAAGAUACUCGCAGAGCUACAAGAAACGCAUCAAAAUGUUGGCUGUGCCCCGUUGUUCUGUUGUUACCCAUCUCUGCAUUGGCAGUUACGAUAUCGCGCACUAAUAUGCUGCAAUUCGUGACAAGGGAGAUUACUCAUUCACCGCAGAACAACAGCAUGGUACCAAUCAAAUGGUUGCUGGGAUUUUUAUUCGGUGUUACGGCCGCAAUAACAAAGUUGUGUGGCAAAUUCACGGACGUAUAUAUAGCGUUUACCUAUGUGGACACAGGUCAGCGAUUAUCUAGAGUCCUCAUUUUCAGUGUAGUGGGGGAUCUUUGCUACGUCAUUUCCGUGUACACAUACAGUCUCACUAGAGAGUUUGCAUUCCUCACUCUGCCGUGGACCUUACCGAGAUUGGUCGCUGCAGGAAUUGAUACUGGCAUCACCGUGCAACGACUGCUACAAGACAAGUCGAGAAGGAAUAGGAAACUGUCGCAGGAUGACGCAGAGAAAUUGCUUAGUUCGGACGUGGAGAUCUCGAGUGACGGAAGUGAAGAGGUGAUCUGGGUCCCGCUGAAGGCCAUGGACUACGCCCGUCCUCAGUACUCUGUAGGAACCACUCGCAUGCAUAUAAUCUCUGACGCGGAUUCCUACGCCGAGAGCACGAUUGAGGACACUGCGUAUGAUGGAGACAGCGAAGACCGAGGGGUCAAGACCAAAACCUCCAAUGGAGCGAGAGCUAGUCGAUCGGUCACGCCAGCGUUGACACAACAACAAGAACAACAACAAAAACAACUACAACAACUAAAACACGAACAAAGAAGAAACAACCGAUGUAGGUCCUCCAUUCACCACUGCAGAUGAAUACCUUGACAACUAGCCUAAAACGUGUGGACAAUCGUCAUGAAGAUCCCAUAUGGUUUCAUGUGUUGAUACCGCUGUCAAUUGUUAAUUCUCAGAAACUUAUCGCAGCCUACAUCUUAUAGAUAACAUUUGACCAUGUUUCAGUCAAUAUUCUUUGUUAUUUCAAUAAUCGUGUGUGUGCUUUCUCUUGUUUGACGCGAACUACGCACUUGUAUUAUGUAUGUUGUUGUAAACGAAAUAAUAUCAAAUGAGUCGCUGGCCGCAUAUGGCAUAAUGUCCAUUUUCGCCGGUUGUGGCUAAUUAAUAUUCUUAUGACCACGACCACUGAUCAAGUAAGUCAAAAAUAUUAAGUAUUUGCAAUGAAGACAAAUAGUCAGUCUCAUUAUUGCGCUCGAAUGACUGUGACGUUAAGCCUUAUCAAAGAGUGUCUUCGUGUGUUGGUCGUUAAUUUAACCUCAUUAUAUUAGUGCGUGCUGCUUAUAGAACUCGAAAACCGUUUGUAUAUUUGCCUGUUAACAUAGUGUCAUUUACUUACUAUUAAUGCUUCUGAAAAGGUAUGCUACCAUACCAUACGAUGCCAUACGAUCCGAUACUAUACGAUACCAUACCACACCGUACAACACCGUACCAGACCACGCCAUACCACGCUAAUGUAAAGAUUUGCCUUAGGUUUAUGAAUACCAGCCCAGAAUUACUUUUUUGAAUCGCCCUUUGUACUUGGACGUAAAUUCGAUGUGUAUAUCAUGCUGUACGCACCGUGAAAUGUUGGCUUAUAUUUCAGACGUAUUCGACAAUGUAUUCUUUAAUCUUAAGAGUGCAGAAAAAAUUGCAAGAGAAACUGUCUUUUAUGCACUCAAGAUUUGUCUUUGUAUUUCAAUAACCUGAGAUAUUCGCAAACAUUCCUUCAAGAUAGGUCGAGAAGAAAUAGGAAACUGUCGCAUGAUUUGGCCGAGAGAUUGAUGAUACAUAUGUGUUGAUUAUCACAUCUAUGAUAUGUUUUAACAACUAUAAACAUACGUUUGCACCACA